GCAAGGUAAAUUAGGGUUUCAAAAUGGCAAGAAGGGAAAACUGCAAGAAGAAUAAUUCUGAAUUACCUCACGAACUCAUGUUCAAUAUAUUCUUCUUGUUACCUGUAGCAACACUCCUUCGCUGCAAAUCAGUUUGCAAAACAUGGCUGUCAAUCAUAUCAGACCCUCGAUUCGUCAAAGCUCACUGCAUCGAAUCGCAGAAAAGGCAACCUAGUUCUGUACUGGAAGUUGCGAGCGACGACCAACUCUGCAUUGAUAAUCAUGAAACUAAAACCCUCUUUGAAAUGCCAGAAGAAUAUCUUUAUGGUAAGUCUCCUUUUGUAUCCAGUUGUAAUGGUCUUGUUUGUUUUGCCCAUCAUGAUCCUCGUGUUACAUAUAUUGGGAAUCCGAUGACUAGGCAAUUUAAGAAACUUCCCAGUCCUCCUAAAGAACCUGAUUCACGUCUGUGGAGGAUGGUAGGGUUUGGUUUUGAUGAUGUUUCUGAUGAUUACAAGUUUAUUAGGUUUUUUGUUAAAGGUAUACAUAGUCGUAGUUACAGGAUUAAAGCUGAGAUGUAUUCUGUGAAUGAGGAUACUUGGAAAGAGGUUAAGGUUCCUGAGGGCCUAGAGAAAUUUAAGUUUCCUCUUUUUCGAGGAGUAGGUAUUUUUCUUCCUGAUCAAACCAGGGUAUUGUAUUUUGAAGGCUUUCAUGAGUUACUAUCAUUUGAUUUGCAUGAUGAAGUGUUUCGAGUGCAUCCGUUUCCCAAACCUGGAAAGUUACCUGCAGGGCAAGGUAAGCCAAUAAGGUCUAGUCUUCUGGAGUUUGAAGGUUCUGUUGCUAAGAUCUAUGAGGAAUCUAGUGGUGAUGAUGAAACAGUUCUUAGUCUUUGGACAUUGGACGGGGAUUGUGGCAAUGGAUCUUGGACUAAACAGUUUAAUUUUGAGGAUCAUAUAAAAAAUGAUCAUGUAACUUUAUAUCUGGGUGAUGGACAGUUUGUUGUUGCUGCAGAAAAUUAUGAUCGCCAUGGUUAUCCCAGUGAACCCAUCUUCUACUACCACAAAAAGAAACAUGCCAAGGAGUAUCUUGGAGCAUCUCCCGCUAGAGAGCUUAUUUCAGUUGUCAAGUGCAAUGAAAGUCUUGUUUCCCUCAAAGGGUUUAAACAACUAGAAUAA
This is a messenger RNA of Daucus carota subsp. sativus, 1151 nucleotides long. RefSeq names its product F-box protein CPR1-like. The transcript has a single exon. Bases 24 to 1151 code for a protein of 375 amino acids. Gene Ontology annotation, molecular function: protein binding. The record is from RefSeq and is a predicted model, not a curated record. NCBI's taxonomy places the organism in Eukaryota, Viridiplantae, Streptophyta, Magnoliopsida, Apiales, Apiaceae.